Python bivittatus (Burmese python) is the source of this 2130-nucleotide messenger RNA. RefSeq lists its product as uncharacterized. The record is from RefSeq and is a predicted model, not a curated record. Gene Ontology annotation, cellular component: cytosol. Lineage: Eukaryota; Metazoa; Chordata; Lepidosauria; Squamata; Pythonidae. Gene Ontology annotation, molecular function: ATP binding; isopentenyl phosphate kinase activity; kinase activity. Gene Ontology annotation, biological process: terpenoid biosynthetic process.
GCUCGGGCGGGAAAGCCGGCGCCAUGGCUGCCGUAGACUGCAUCCUGAAACUAGGAGGCAGCGCAUUGACGCAGAAAAACCAGUUGGAGACGCUGAAAACGGAGUCCGUGCGGAGGGCGGCUGCUGUCGUCUCUAAGCUCUGGGAGGCUGGACAAAGACGGUGCAUAAUCGUGCACGGCGCCGGGUCCUUUGGGCAUUUCCAAGCAAGAGAACAUGGUGUUGCCUUGGGGACAUCAGGAAGAUCAACUGCAGGUGACAAUUUGAGACAAGGGCUAUGUUUGACCAGGCUUUCUGUCACCAAGUUGAACCAUCUGGUGACAGAACAAUUGAUUAGUGUUGGAGUUCCAGCAGUGGGGAUUUCGCCUUUUGGAACCUGGAAAACAACAUGCAAGAAUGUCACCCAGGCUGGUAUUGAUGCAGUGAAGGAUGUUCUAGAUGCAGGUUAUGUCCCGGUAUUACAUGGUGAUUGUGCCCUGGACUUGGAACAGCACUGUUGUAUCUUAUCUGGAGAUACAAUUAUUGAGGUUCUAGCUAAGAAAUUCUCUCCUAAGCGAGUUGUGUUUCUCACAGAUGUGAAUGGAAUUUACAGUUGUCCACCUGAUACCCCAGGUGCUAGGCUAGUGGAUUCCAUUGUCAUUGGCCCUGAAAGAACUAUGGAGCCAACUGUGCUCACAUCUGCACUACCACAUGACACUACUGGAGGAGUUUCCUUGAAGCUACAAACUGCCAUAAAUAUAGUUUCUUGGAGUCAUGGAGCCAUUCCUGUUCUGAUCUGCAAACUGGACAGUAAAGCAGCUGUAAAGGCUUGCUUGACAGGCGAGCUGAAGGAGGGUGAAGGCACAAAACUCUCUUUUGUGGAAACGUGAAAUCUUUUGUAAAGGGCCCUUCAAUUAUGUGCAGAAUUUCUGGGACAAUAAUAUUCAUAGAUCCCUUUGUUUCAGUCAUAUAUGUGUAUUUGUUUUAUGUCAUUUUAUGCACCUCACAAAUUCAAAUCAAAAUGUUUUUAACAUCUUACAAAGCAAUGGCGUUUUUAAUAUCGAUAAACAUAUAUUCAGUUCACAUUUAUAUCUUCCUUACUCUCAUAAGGUCACUUUGGUGGUUGAUUGCUGUUUUCAUUACUAGAGUGCUUGAUAAAACCAUAUCAUACAGAAAAAAAUAUUGAUUUUCUUCAACUAAAUCCAAAUUAUGUAUUAAUUUUUCCAUCAAAGAAAUAAAUCUGUCAUACCAUUUUUUCUUCAGUGCCCUUUUUAGAUAUUUCCAGUAUUUUGCUAUUACUAAUCUAGCAGCUAUUAAUAAGAAUGUUAAUUGUGUCUCACUUUUUGUAUAAAUAUAAAUAUCUAUAUAAAAAUAUUUAUAUAAAUAUUCUUACCAAAAGGUAAUGAUAGACGGCCCAGAUAUGGUUUCUCUAUUAUUUCAUUACUAAUUGUUGUACCCUAUAAUACCAUGUCCCCAGAUUUACUUAUUUUUGGAUUUCUCAACCAUACAUGUAAAGAGAUAUCUUAGAUCUCCCCUCCACCCCAAUGUUUUUAUUAUAUAUAAAAUUUUUAACUGGAGUGAGAUACCAAUGGUGUAAAAUCUUUUUAGGUGUGUUUCCUGCAAAAUUGUUGAAGGGAAACCUAGGAAUGGAUUCUUCCAUACUCACUUCCAUUCAACUUUUAGGAUUUGUGUCUCAAAAUCUAAUUCUUGUGUCAAAUUUUUGUAUCCCCAAUUUCUAACAUUUUAAUCAUUUUUCCAAGAAUGUUUUGUACCAGUAUAAUAUGUAUUAAGUAUGUGUUAAACUCUCAUCUUACUCCAUCUCCAACUAGAUUUAGUUUUCACUCUUCACCUUAAUUUGAUGCAAGUACUGCCACAACUAAUUUCACAAGGCAUGCUGUCCCUUGCUCACACGGUAUGCUAUUUGUUUAGUACUGUGCAUCACUCUUUCAAAGGCUGUAAUACCCAUAAGAGGGAGUCAGUAAACAUGUAGAAACAUGCUGCUUAAUGUUUUUAGUUAAUACUGGCAGAAUAAAAGCAGUCCUAAAAUAUAUCAAGCAAAUAAUCAUUAAAGAACACUAUUACCAUUAUUAGGAGAGCCAGUUUGGUGUACUGUAGUGGCUAAGGCACCAGGCUAGAAACUAGGAGACCGUGAGU